This is a messenger RNA of Wickerhamiella sorbophila, 5520 nucleotides long. Its product is annotated as Antiviral helicase SLH1. The record is from RefSeq and is a predicted model, not a curated record. The transcript has a single exon. Gene Ontology annotation, molecular function: ATP hydrolysis activity; ATP binding; nucleic acid binding. NCBI's taxonomy places the organism in Eukaryota, Fungi, Ascomycota, Dipodascomycetes, Dipodascales, Trichomonascaceae. The coding region runs from base 1 to 5520 and encodes 1839 amino acids.
AUGGACAGAUUCUUGAAAGAGCUGGAGAGCUUCAGGCCUAAAGAAAAACCAACCAUUCUAGAUAUUCAAAUCGAUAAUGACCCCUUCUAUAUCGAAAGCGAGGAGUCGUGGUCUGAAUCUGAAUCGGAAGAUGACGAGCAGGACUUGAGGUGGUUGGAAGAACAGUGCGAACGAGCGGCAAAUGCGGGUCUGCCGAAGGAAGAACUCAAGACAGUUAUCAUUGACCUAAUUAAAUCCGAUAAUGGUAACGAGGAGCUCCAGUCUCUUCUCGUGGACGUUAUAGGCUUCGACCAUCUGGACUUCAUCAGCAGUAUAUUGUCUCGAAGAGAAGAGCUGAGACAGAGAUUGCACACCCACUCUCAAAUCAGUCUUUCAAAAACGCAAAGGGAGCUACAAAUCCGCGAGAAUCAAAGGUUCCGAGCAGAACGCAAUGCAAAUUUGCAAAUGGCACAUGUCGAUCCACAAUACCCUCAUGUAUUCCGAAAGCAUCAAAUUGGCAGCAGUGUCAGUAUGUUUGGACAUAAAUAUGCACUACCUGAAGGAACCGAACGAGUGAACUACGCUACAUACGAGAAGGUUACCAUUCCCUACCCGAAACCAGAUACAUCAUUCCACCCAAAGCGAUUGAUUCAAAUUUCGGAGCUGGAUGAUCUCUGCAAAAUUACAUUUUCAAAAUACGAGACACUUAACAAAAUGCAAUCUCUCGUGUAUCCAAUUGGAUACGAUACAAAUGAAAAUAUGCUAAUUUGUGCCCCCACUGGCGCAGGCAAAACAGAUGUCGCAUUGAUCACUAUUCUCAGCAUCAUCAAGCAGCACAGUGUCCUGGAGGAUGGAUUCUGGAAUGUCGAUUACGACAACUUCAAAAUUGUAUAUGUCGCACCACUUAAAGCUCUUGCCGCAGAAAUUGUGGAGAAAAUGGGUAGCAGGUUAGCUUGGCUGCGAAUCAAGGUCAGAGAGCUCACUGGUGAUAUGCAGUUAACCCGUGCUGAGAUUAACGAUACUCAAAUCAUCGUGACAACACCAGAGAAAUGGGAUGUAGUGACCAGAAAGCCACACGAUGACACAGGAUUAACAACAAAGAUCAAGCUGCUCAUCAUUGACGAGGUGCAUUUGCUCCAUGAGGAUCGCGGCGCAGUAAUCGAAUCUCUUGUUGCAAGAACUCUUCGCCAAGUCGAAUCAAGUCAAUCAAUGAUUAGAAUCGUAGGAUUAUCUGCAACCUUACCAAACUUCGUUGAUGUUGCAGAGUUUUUGAAAGUUAACCCACAGCAGGGCUUAUUCUUCUUCGACAACUCGUUUCGCCCUUGUCCUUUACAACAAGAGUUUAUUGGAGUUCGUGGAAAGGUGGGUUCAAAACAAGCACUUGAAAACAUUGACCAAGUUGCAUAUGAUAGCUUGCUGGAGAAUGUUGAGAAGGGUUUCCAAGUGAUGGUAUUCGUACACUCGCGAAAAGACACAGCAAAAACUGCGCGCACGUUUAGAGCAAUUGCUCAAGAUAGAGGUGAGUUAUCGCUAUUCUUGCCUGAUCAGGAUAAAAGAUCUAAGUUCGAGCGCGAUAUGUCCUCUUUCAAAAAUAGGGAUAUGACUGAGCUCUUCGAUUUUGGUUUUGGAAUUCAUCACGCUGGUAUGGGUCGAAGUGAACGUAAUCUGACGGAAAAAAUGUUCAUGUCUGGUGCCAUUAAUGUUUUGUGCUGUACGGCUACUCUUGCUUGGGGUGUCAACCUUCCGGCAGCCGUUGUAAUCAUCAAAGGCACGCAAGUAUACGAUGCCAAACACGGUGGGUUUGUUGAUCUUGGAAUUUCGGAUGUAAUUCAGAUCUUUGGUCGUGCUGGUAGACCACAGUUUGAGAAGUUCGGUACUGGAAUUCUUGUAUCAACGCUGGAUCGCCUGGAUCAUUAUCUAUCGGCAAUUACACAUCAGUUUCCGAUUGAAUCUCGACUGCAAGCUAAACUAGCUGAUAACCUGAAUGCAGAAAUUUCACUUGGAACAGUUACCAACGUUCAAGAGGCUAUACAGUGGUUGGGAUAUACAUAUCUCUACGUGAGAAUGCGUAAAGCGCCCCAAACAUAUGGACUCAAACUUGCCGAGAUCAAAGAUGAUCCCCGUUUAUCUGGACAUUGCAGGAAGUUGGUUAUCGAGGCUGCAAGAAGGCUUCAAGAAGUUCAAAUGAUUGUAUUUGAUGAGGAUGAUCCGUCAGAGAUGCUUAUUUCUAAGGACAUUGGCCGCAUUGCCAGUGAUUUUUAUCUAUUGAACACAAGUGUCGAGGUGUUUAACACUGCAAUCAAACCAAGUUCUUCUGAGGCUAGUGUUCUAUCGACUUUAGCGAUGAGCGGAGAAUUUGACGGCAUCAAGGCCCGCCAAGAAGAAGCCAAAGAAUUAGAGCUUAUGGAGAAAAAAGCACACUUCCCCAUUAAACAGGGUGUAGAAACACCUGAGGGUAAAACUAAUGCGCUGAUACAGGCUUAUAUUUCGCAAAUCGUUGCAAAAGAGACGUCUCUUGGCUCCGACAUGAAUUACGUCGCUCAGAACUCUACACGUAUCGUGCGGGCAUUUUUUCUGUUAUGCCUUUCUCGUAGAUGGGGUGCAAUGACGAUGGCGAUGCUUGACUUGGACAAGUCUAUAAACCGUCGCAUGUGGGCAGACGAACACCCCAUUCUUCAAUUCGAGCUUCAAGAACCAAUUGCAAGGCAAAUAAGGGCCAAAAAUCCUUAUAUUGAAGAUAUGAAAGACAUGAGCAACAAGGAGCUUGGCGAUCUUGUUCAUAAUGUGGGCAUGGGGAAAAAGCUUGGACAGCUCGUUGAUAAGUUUCCUCUUGUCACAAUUAUCGAUAGCCAGGUACGGCCAAUUACAACACGAGUAAUGAGGGUUGAGGUGGAACUGGUGGGCAAUUUUUCCUGGGACGGAAGAAUGCAUGGAAAAGCACAGUAUUUCUGGAUCUGGGUUCAAGAGGACACAGAAGAAGCUGAGCUUCUACACACUGAUAAGUUAAUACUAGACUCCAAGAACGUUCACAUUCCUCAAAGAUUUGAUUUCGCUAUCCCCAUCAAAGAAAAAGCUCCUAAUCAGUUGAUCCUGCGUAUUGUAAGUGACACAUGGAUUGGAUCAGAGUCCACUGUUGCGCUGUCUUUCAAGCAUCUGGUCAAACCCGAAUCGCAUCCAAUUCAAACCCGCCUGCUCAACCUGAGACCACUACCAGUAACCGCUUUGAAAAAUCAAACAAUUGAGCAGUAUUAUCGGCGCAAGUUCGAAUUUUUCAACCCCAUGCAAACAAUGUGUUUCCACACACUCUAUCACGAGAAGACAAGUGUACUUCUAGGAUCACCCACAGGCUCAGGAAAGACCAUCGCUUGCGAAAUUGCUAUAUGGGCAGCACUUAGAGAUCGCCCGGGUAGCAAAAUUGUUUAUAUCGCCCCUAUGAAAGCUCUAGUCAAAGAACGAGUUUCAGACUGGAGACGGGGCAUUUGCCAGGCUGCGAACCUGAAACUUGUGGAGCUUACUGGUGACACAAACCCUGAAGCAGAUGCAAUUCGUAAAGCCGAUAUCAUCAUCACUACACCCGAGAAGUUUGAUGGUAUCAGUCGUAACUGGCAAACAAGAACAUUUGUUCAAAACGUUUCCCUUCUUGUUAUGGACGAGGUUCAUUUGCUUGCGAGCGAUCGAGGUGCGAUUCUUGAGAUGAUUGUCAGUCGUAUGAACUUUAUCAAAGCUAGGACUGGUAAGCAUGUACGGCUUCUAGGUAUGUCGACGGCUGUUGCAAAUGCUGGCGACAUGGCAUCCUGGCUUGGCGUCAAAGACAACACGGGGUUGUUCAACUUCCCAUCUUCCGUUCGUCCGGUACCUCUUGAAAUGUAUAUCGAAAGUUUCCCAGAUAAUGUUGGGUUCUGCCCUUUGAUGAAGUCCAUGAACAAGCCAGCGUUUUUGGCGAUAAAGCGUCAUUCACCUUCUAAACCAGCUCUUAUUUUUGUACCAUCACGACGUCAAACAAGACUCACGGCACAGGACUUUAUCCACAUGUGUGGAAACGAAGAAAAUCCUCGCCGCUUCCUACACAUGUCUGAUGAAGAGCUUUCAGAGGUCUUAGCAAGGGUCAGCGAUGAAACACUUUCUCUAUCGCUGCAGUUCGGUAUUGCAAUUCACCAUGCAGGCUUGGUUGAUGAAGAUCGUAAAAUCAGUCACGAACUUUUUGAACAACAAAAGGUCCAGAUUCUGGUAGCAACAUCUACAUUGGCUUGGGGUGUAAACCUGCCUGCAUAUUUGGUUGUGAUCAAGGGCACGCAAUUCUACGAUGCGAAGGUCGAAAAAUAUAAAAACAUGGAUCUCACUGAUGUGCUGCAGAUGAUGGGACGCGCUGGACGCCCCGCGUUUGACACCACUGGAGUUGCAAUGGUUUACACGAAACAAUCGACUAAGGCGUUUUACAAGUACUUCUUGAACAUUGGUUUCCCGGUAGAAUCGUCACUUCAUCGGUUUAUGGAAGACCAUAUCGGCGCUGAGAUUAGUGCAAGAACCAUCAAGUCCCGCCAGGAGGCACUAGACUUCCUCACUUGGACAUUUUUGUAUCGUCGAAUUCAUGCUAAUCCAACAUAUUAUGACGUCCAAGAUGUCAACAAGUGGAUGAUUGAGCGUGUAGACCAAUGUCUCAUCGAAUUGGAAAGAUCUUCCUGCCUGUUAUUAGGGGAAGAGUUCCAACCAACACCGUUUUUGAAAAUCGCGAGUUUCUACUAUAUGAGCCAUAAAACCAUUCGGAUGUUCUUGGAGCGCAUAAAGCCUGACUUGGCUAUAGUUGAUGCUCUACUUUGCCUGGCAUUUUCAACAGAAUACACAGAACUCUCAGUUCGUCACAAUGAAGAUAUGAUCAAUGAGGAACUUUCUCUCAAGUUACCUUACCACGGAAACUUACUACAAAUGCAUAUGGGAUACUCGUUUGUAAAAGCAUUUUUGUUAGUUCAGGCGCGAAUGCGGCGGCUUGAAAUGCCCAUUAUGGAUUAUGUCCAAGAUACGAUCUCUGUAUUGGAUCAAGCAAUCCGUAUUCUCCAAGCUUUGAUUGACACAUGUGCCGAAAAAGGGUACUUUGAUGCUGUUAUGACAGUUAUAACCCUUCUGCGAUGUAUGAAGCAGGGAUGCGAACCUGAAGAUAACAUGCUACGAAUUCUACCGGGAUUGUGGAACACGAAGAGCUCCAAGCGCUUAUCAGAGGUUACCAAGAGCGACUCGAAAGCCUUGGGAGUACCCAAACGACUUGAAAAAGAAUUCAUUCGUGCUUUGGAGCGGAUACCGAGGCCCAAGGUUGAAAACGACACUGUCCGGCUAAGCCCUAGAGGUCACGUAUAUUGCCCCAUGUUCCACAAGCCUCAGGUCGAGUCUUGGUUUGUGAUAACUGAAAAAGAUGGAAAGCUUUUAUCAUUAGAACGCGUCCAGCGUGGUCGUGAUGUGCCCAAAUCUCCUCUUGGUACCGUCCAUAUUAUCAGCGACACUCUUGACAUCUCUUUCACCAUCGAUGAUAACGGAGUAGUCUCUAGAUAG